Antechinus flavipes (yellow-footed antechinus) is the source of this 2151-nucleotide messenger RNA. RefSeq names its product C-type lectin domain family 4 member F-like. The record is from RefSeq and is a predicted model, not a curated record. Lineage: Eukaryota; Metazoa; Chordata; Mammalia; Dasyuromorphia; Dasyuridae.
UUUCCCCUUGUUCUCUCUGGACAAAAAUCUCUCGAAGGAUUGCACUUGGAUGAUAGGCCGGACAUGGGGGAUCAGCCCGUGAAGGAGGAGAGCGAGCUCACCAGCUCAGGGGCUCACUUCAAUGCAGCUCACCAGCACGUCAAGCUGACGCCUCCAGGUCUGCUCUCCAAGGAGCCCUCAGCGCUCAGGACACUAAAGGUCGUCUCAGUGAUGUUCAUCUGUCUGAUCCUGGCUCUGGUGGCUGCUGUGGUGUAUGUCCAAAUAGUCAAGCCCGGUUCUAAGAAUAUCAGCGCCCAGAAUUCCGAACCCCAGAUGCUGACAAACUACCUGGAGAACGCCUCGGGUUCCCCGGGCGCCGGAGGCGGUCCGGGCAACGCCAGUGCUGAGAUCCGGCUGCUGAAGGAGGGCCUGAGGGAGGCCCGCGCGCAGGCCCGGCUGGCCGGGGACCGCGCCAGCGCCCAGAUCCAGACGCUCAGAGAAGAGCUGGCGAAGCUGAGCUCCUUGGAGUCCCAGGCCCGGAGGCUGGGCGGCCGCCUGGGAAACGCCAGCGCCGAGAUCCAGGCCAUGAAAGGGAGCCUGCAGAGCGUGGAUUCCUUAGCGGCGCAGGCCGGGGCGCUGAGGCGGGACCUGGACCAGGCCGGCGGAGAGAUAAAGGCGCUCCAGGGAGAGCUGCGCAACGCCAGCGCUCUCCACUCCCUGGCCCGGGAGCUCCAGAGGCGCCUGGAACUCGCCGACGCCGACAUCCAGAGGCUGGCGGCUAACGUGGGGGGCAACGGCACCCUGGGCUCCCAGGUCCAAGGGCUCCAGGGCCGGCUGCAGAGGACCGACGCCGAGCUGCAAACCCUGAAAAAAGCUUUGCCGGAGGCUGCGGCUCUGCAGGCCCGGGCCCGGCUGCUGGGGAGCAGCUUGGAGAGCACCAGGGCCGAGGUCCGGGGGCUGAGCGGGCAGCUGGAAAAGACCGAGGCAGAGCUCGCGCUGCUCAAAGCGGGGCUGGGAGGGGCCGCCCGCCAAGCGGAGGCGGCCGCCGGGGGCCUGCGGAACAACAGCGCUCAGAUCCAGAUGCUCCAAGGCGAGCUGGGCUCUGCCCGCGCCGUGGGGGCCGAGGUCCGGCUGCUGAAGAGUCAGCUGGCCAGGGCCGAGGCCGAGCUGCAGACGCUGAAGGAGGGCCUGAAGGAGAGCAGCGCCGCGGCCUCCCAGGCCCGGACGUUGGCCGAAGGGCUGGCCCGGGCCGCGCGCGAGAUCCAGGGCCUGAAGGCGGCCUUAGGGACGGUGAGCCAGAUCCCGGCGCUGAGGACUGGCCUGGACGGGGCCAGGGGGGAGAUACGGACGUUGAGGGAGAGGCUGGCCGCUCUCCCGGCUCCGGACGCGGAAAUCCAGAAGUUAAAGAGCCAGCUGGAGGCGGUGACCCGGCAGCAGCAAGCGGUGCAAGCCAGCCUUCUGCAGCUCGUCAUCCAAGGCUGGCGCUUCCACCAGGGGAAAGCCUAUUACUUCUCAAGCGCCAGAAAGACCUGGAGCGAAGCCGAGGAGUUCUGCGUGGCCCAAGACUCCCACCUGGCCUCGGUGACCUCCGAAGAAGAGCAGGCGUUUCUGGGAAAGGCAACGAAUGGAGUUUAUCACUGGAUAGGCCUGACAGACAAAGGGACUGAAGGCAACUGGCGCUGGGUGGAUGGGACUCCUUUUAACAGCGUCAAGAGCAAAAGGUUUUGGAACAAGAAUCAACCAGACAACUGGAACUAUGGUAAUGGGGUACAAGAAGACUGUGUCCACUCCACGGAGAAGUGGAAUGACAUAAUAUGUGAAAAACCCUUCCCCUGGAUCUGCAAGAAGAACCUACCAAAUCUCUUGCCCCACUAGAGGAACAGAGGAGGAAUCAAGAGUUUUGACUUCUUCUUAAAAACCUAAGAGCCAUCUAAAUUCUAGGGAUGUUGACCCUGGAGUCAUUAGGAUCUGAAUUUGAAUCUUGCCUCAGACAUUGGCUACAAUCCUGUUUGACACAUUUCACUUUUCUGUGCCUCAGUUUCUCCUCCUGUAAAAUGAGGGAGUGAGGCUUGACUUCUCUCCAACUCUUGUCCAUGAUCUCAGAUUAAAUCAAACCCUCCCCAUUUAUAGUCACACAGAUUCAAACCUCAUAAAGCUCUUUCCCUUUCUCAA